GAGCAGCACCUGCGACGCUAUAAGUACCUCGCCUCCCGUCGCCCUCCAUCCUAACUCAGAUCAGUUUCAAGCAAAAGCAGACAGCAUCCUAUUCCUACCUACGAUCCACAGAAUUUUCCGAGCGCACAAGCCGAAGCAAUCAACACCGACGAUGUCGAUCGUGCGGCGGAGCAACGUGUUCGACCCCUUCGCCGACCUCUGGGCGGACCCCUUCGACGCCUUCCGCUCCAUCGUCCCGGCGAUCUCAGGCGGCAGCAGCAGCGAGACGGCCGCGUUCGCCAGUGCUCGCGUGGACUGGAAGGAGACCCCCGAGGCGCACGUCUUCAAGGCCGACCUCCCCGGCGUGAAGAAGGAGGAGGUCAAGGUGGAGGUGGAGGACGGCAACGUGCUCGUCGUCAGCGGCGAGCGGAGCAGGGAGAAGGAGGACAAGAACGACAAGUGGCACCGCGUGGAGCGCAGCAGCGGCAAGUUCGCGAGGCGCUUCCGGCUGCCGGAGGACGCCAAGGUGGAGGAGGUGAAGGCCGGGCUGGAGAACGGCGUGCUCACCGUCACCGUGCCAAAGGCCCACGUCAAGAAGCCCGAGGUGAAGGCCAUCGAGAUAUCCGGCUGAGCAUUGGAGCCAGUUUGAUUGACGUGUAUGCUACAGUGUGUCUUGUUCUUGCCGAUCGAGUCUGGCGAGACAACUAUGUAUUGUGUUUCUUUUGCCAGUCGUUUAUGUACUUGAGUAAUCACCUACAGAUUUGGUGAUGAAUAAGUGAGAAAUAAACAAAAUUUGACCUUU
Molecule: messenger RNA, 781 nt
Organism: Triticum aestivum (bread wheat)
Lineage: Eukaryota; Viridiplantae; Streptophyta; Magnoliopsida; Poales; Poaceae
Product: 16.9 kDa class I heat shock protein 1-like
Exons: 1
Coding region: 152-610 (152 amino acids)
Source: RefSeq, a predicted model, not a curated record